Molecule: messenger RNA, 4660 nt
Organism: Spodoptera litura
Lineage: Eukaryota; Metazoa; Arthropoda; Insecta; Lepidoptera; Noctuidae
Molecular function (GO): nucleic acid binding; zinc ion binding
Source: RefSeq, a predicted model, not a curated record
ACCUCUGCCUACCCCUUCGGGGAUAAAUGUGAUGUUAUGUUGGCAGUCAGAUUGAAGGUCGCAUAAAAAUCUGCUACCAGGGUCCUUACUCUUGAAUCAAUUUCCGAUCGAUCGUCGUUAUUGUGAAAUUUGCUACUCUUAAGUUGCAACACUAGCGCCCAUUGCAUCCGUAUUGCGAGGAUAUUGAACGACUAAAUGGUUAUUGAGUUUGGCUUUAUAUUCCAUACUCUUAAUGUUAUUUUAACAGCUUCGAUUGGGGUUCUAUAGUGUUGACAUUGAAUAAUUGUAUAUUCUCUACGAGACCACGACGGCGAGUAGACGUGCCUGAAUUGCAAUAUUUAUUUUUAUUCAUGUAAACAUUUAGUCAAUAAAGUAUUGACCUAGAUUAUACAACAUUUAGUAAAUUUUGUUUAGUUUGUAAUACACUAUGUUACAUAAUUAAACGCAAACAAUGGCUAACAUAGAAAAUAGCCCUUUCAAUCGGAGUUCGAAAACGUGUCGCAGCCCUCCCAGCACUCCGCAACCCGCAGAACAUGCCGCCGAAGAGACCUUGGAAGCACUCUCGACCAGUGACAUUAAGGGUUGGAUGGUGACAAUAGAAAAGGCUCUCAAUGAUGUGUGCCAGAUUGCUGCAGAGGGUAAGUUGAACUCUGAGCAAAAACUUAAUAUUAACACUCUGGCACGAAGGGUCGGAAAUGGAGUCUCCCAAAUGGCGAUCCACUAUCAGACCUUAAAACAAAGGGCUUGCCAGAUAAAAACAUCUCUGGAAGCCUUAAGAGAAAAGGAGGACCUUGCUGCUUGCCUGAACGACUUUAAAAAGUCAAUUAAGGAGUCAAUCCAAGAAAAUUGCAGUAAACCUGUGGCUCAAAAUAUGUCCUUUGCUGAUAUAUUAAAGACGAACAAAUCAAGUGUCCUGCGACCCUCUAAUUUGAAGUCAAUCGCAAUUUAUCCGAACGAUGCACUAAAAUCCAGUGACGAAACCAAAACGCUCGUGCAAAAGAUUAUUAAUCCAGAGCAAAUGAAAUUGCACGUUAGGGGUAUGAGAAAAACAAGGAACGGAGGUGUAAUAAUUAGCACCGAAUCAAACGAGGACAUUGAAAAACUCCGUCGAUCAAGCCAGCUGACCAGUUCAGGCCUGAAAGUCGAAGAACCUCACAAAAGAAGGCCGCGAAUAAUAGUAGUCGGCGUGCCCGCAGCUCUUCGAGACCAAGAGGUGUUCGAUUCAAUUUACGAGCAGAACCUGGCCGAUAAGAUGCCUAAUAUGUCGCGAGAAUCAUUCCUGUCUUGCAUCAAGUUAAGCCACAAGUCAGGGAAAAAAGACGCGCCCACAUGCAACUUUAUAAUAGAAGUCCCAGCCAAUGUAAGGAAAGCUCUCAUAAAUCAGGAGAGAAUCUAUAUCAACUGGACUUCCUGCCCUGUACGUGACUUCACUCUCGUAACCCGAUGCUUUAAAUGUCAGCAAUAUGGGCAUGCUGCAAAAACUUGUCGCGAAGUUACAUGCACAUGCGGACAUUGUGGAGAACAAGGGCAUGAGACUAAAGACUGCACUAAGAAGGACAAGCCGCCAAAAUGUGCAACAUGCUCCCGGUUCAAAAAGCCAAGCAGUCACAAAACUGGGGACCUUGAAUGCCCGGCAAAGAAGACAGCAGAAACGAGGUACAUUAACUCUAUUGACUAUAAUGAGGGCGCCUAAGAGCGCCACCUUUUAUAUUAUCAGUAGCACUAGUAAUAUUUAGAUAGUUUAAUUUUAUUUUCUAUUGAUUGAUUAAUAUUUUUGUAAUUUAUAUGGCUAAUCAAUUGAUUAAUGAUCUCGAUGACAAUGCAGUAUAUUACUCAAAAGUUUCUGAAACAGAAAAAUGCAGACAUUAUCUCGCCGAUUUCAAAAGUCCUUUAACAAUACUAACUCAAAAUAUUCGCAGCAUAUAUAAAAACAUUGAUAGUCUAAGUAUCUUUCUGCAAAGAUUAAAGUCACAGUGCGAUAUCAUUGUACUAACAGAAUGUUGGCUUUCAAAUAAAAAUGGGAUUAUGCCUAUAUUACCAGGUUACAAUUACAUUAGCUCUACACUAAAUUUUAACCAGAAUGAUGGAAUCGUAAUAUAUACAAAACAAUCUCUCCAUUUUUCGAUCGAAGAGCCAACAAACCUGGAAUUUAAUUGUAUUAUUAUUAAAAUAGGCUCUGAAAUAGCAAUCGUGUCAAUCUAUAGAUCUCCUUCCAUCAGAAAUUUAGAUAAAUUUAAUAAGUCAUUAGAUAAUAUUCUACAAAAUUUGUCAUCCUUUCCAACUGUCAUCAUAAUUGGCGACCUAAAUAUUAAUAUAAAUUCUGAUAACAUUGACGCAGGUACUCAAGACUACCUAAACCUUUGUGCAUAUCAUGGCAUUUUACCUUCACACACAUUUCCAACUCAUCAAAGUGGGUCAUGUUUGGAUCACGUCAUGCUAAAAACUAGACUUCCGUGUUUAACACUUGUUACUAACUCAACAAUCACAGACCAUUCCGCAAUUUUGCUUACGCUUGAAUUAAAUCGGACUCAACAUUUUUCGCGUCCGCAGCAAAAAUCGCGACUCAAUAUGAUUAAUCUGGGACGUGAUUUAUGCAAUAUUGACUUUAGUCCAGUUUUUGAUUCUGCUGAUGCUGACGAAUCAAUGGAUUAUGUUAUUAAACAUGUACAACUAUCUAUCUUAAAUAAUACUAACACAAUAACCUUAAGUAAGAAAAAUUGCACCAUAAAACCGUGGAUAACGGAGGGACUUGUCAGGUGUAUACGACACCGCGAUAGACUACACAGAAAAGCCAAACAAAACCCUAAUAACUUAAUUAUCCAGACAACAUAUAAAAGAUAUCGUAAUUUCUGCAAUAACCUCUUAAAACGUAUAAAAAAUGAAUACGACAAAUCACAAAUAGCUCAAUCCGGAAACAAUCCCAAACAACUGUGGAAAUAUAUUAAGUCAGUCACAUUCAUGACGAAGCAAAAUAAUUGUGACACUGAUUUAUUGCAAACGGAUCAAACCCCGCUAUCAUCAGCUAACAACGCAAAUAGUUUCUUUGCUAAUAUUGGUGUGAGGCUAGCGGAAAACAUUCAAAGACAGUGUUAUAAUGACCUCAAUACUACGAUACCAUCUCCGAGGCCAUGUAUUGGUAGUGGAAAGUCUUUUGUUUUACUAGAACCGGACGAAAGUGAAGUAGAACGAAUUAUUAUAUCUUUAAAAAAUAGUCCUGUGACAGGGUGGGAUAAUAUCAGCACUAAUAUACUAAAAACCUUUAGGAACAUACUAAUACCGCCACUAACUCAUAUUUUUAAAAUUUGCUUUUCUAGUGGUACAUUUCCUAAAUGCCUCAAGAAAGCAGUAGUAAUCCCUAUCCAUAAAUCUGGUACAAAGGACUUGGUAAAUAAUUAUCGGCCUAUUUCUAUAUUGCCGUCAAUCUCUAAAGUUCUUGAGAAAAUUAUAAAUAAUAGACUAGUCUCGUAUCUCGAAAAUAACUCCCUUAUAUCUAACAAGCAAUUCGGCUUUAGAGCCAAAUUAUCGACAGCUGAUGCAGUACAUACAUUAACUGACUAUGUAUCAGGAGAGCUUGGACAAAGUAAGCAAGUAAUGGGAAUUUUCCUUGAUUUAGCAAAAGCUUUUGAUACGGUAUCUAUCCCAUUGCUACUAGACAAACUGGAGGGGUUGGGAAUAAGAGGGACACAGUUGGAACUUUUUAGAGACUACUUGCGGGAUAGACGGCAAUGUGUAAAAAUAGGCAACGUCAUUAGUUCCGAAUUACUGCUACCGCUAUAUGGAAUUCCACAAGGGAGCGUACUCGGAGGAACCCUAUUUCUGGUAUACAUAAAUGACCUAUGUAACCUCAAACUACAGUGUGGCACUAUUGUAUCAUAUGCGGAUGACACUGCUCUGCUGUUUUCAGCAGGUUCUCUUACAGAAGUUCAAAGCUGUGCACAGCAAGGGUUUGAUGUCGUAAAUAAUUGGCUUAAAAUAAAUCUACUAACAAUAAAUACUGAUAAGACAAAAUUUAUAAAAUUUAAUAUGCGUAAACCUCUAGCACGUAAUGAAUUUCACUUGUAUGCGCAUAAAUCAGAAUGCUCAAUCGUGACUAACGCUUGUACCUGUCCGGAAAUUGUAAUAACAGAUAACAUUAAGUAUCUAGGAGUUAUUCUAGAUGAAACCCUUUCCUUUAAACAACAUAUCGCUGCAUUAACAUCUAGAGUUCGGAAAUUGAUAUUUGUUUUUAAAAAAUUGCGGCUUAUUGGUGAUCACAAGUUAAUUAUUCAAAUUUAUAAAGCCCUGUGUCAAUCGAUAAUCCAAUACUGCAUUACUUCUUGGGGCGGAAGUGGAAAAACAUUGAUACUUCCAAUCGAACGAGCGCAAAGAGCCAUCUUGAAAGUCGCCACGCACAGACCGUACCGCUACCCCACAGGCUUACUGUAUGAGUCUAGUAAAGUGCUGACAGUGCGACAAUUAUUCAUACUAUCCACUGUACUAAAACAGCAUACUACACUUACAUAUGACGCUAACCUCACUAACGCCAAGAGACGGAAAGAUAUUGUCUGUACUGCUAGCUAUGAAUCAAAGUACGUAUUUACACAUAGAUUUUUUGCAUUUUUAGGGCCAUAUCUGUACAAUAAAAUUAAUAAAGAAACCUUGGUUUACAAUGUAAAUUACA